Chironomus riparius is the source of this 652-nucleotide messenger RNA. The record is from the annotation of a GenBank genome assembly. Lineage: Eukaryota; Metazoa; Arthropoda; Insecta; Diptera; Chironomidae.
GCAGUUCAAAUAAUUUUUUGUUAUUGUUUUCACCUGUCCACUAAAAUUAACAUUUCUCCGUGAAAUCGACUGUGAAAAAUUAUACAAUUGGCUCUAAAGAUUAACUAAAGGAUACAGUCAUACAAAUAUAGUAUAAUCAAGGAUGGCAAGCACGAAAAGCAACCAAAAAACUGCCCAAGAAGAAGUUUUCACUCAAUUUCAACAUUUAAGAAAUGAACAGCGAAAUCUUGUGAAUAAUUUAUCGACAUUGGAGCUAGAUCUCAAGGAACAUAAGACGGUUAUAGACACUCUGAAGACAGUAGAUGAAAAUAGAAAAUGUUUCCGUCUAAUUGGUGGAGUGCUAUGUGAACAAACUGUAAAGGAAACCCUUCCGAACUUAAUACAGAACAAAGAUCAAUUAGAGAAACUUAUCGAAAAUGGUAAGGAACAAUUGACCAAAAAGGGACAAGAGAUUAAUAAGUUUAAGGAAGAACACAAUAUUCAAGUACGAGAGCAGUCGUCAGAACCAGCAUCGAAAGAAGCAAAGAAUGAACCAUCAACCGCUGGUAAAAGUAACGUUCUUGUCUCUUAAUUCAUCACUUGUAUGCUGGCAUUAAUCAUAUACCAAGUUGGUAUUGAUAAAUAUAAUAAAUUAUUCAUUUAUAUCCUCCCU